Messenger RNA from Danio rerio (zebrafish), 4954 nucleotides. The record is from RefSeq and is a predicted model, not a curated record. NCBI's taxonomy places the organism in Eukaryota, Metazoa, Chordata, Actinopteri, Cypriniformes, Danionidae.
GUAUUAACAAUUAAUUAAGGUAGCAGUUACACAUGAACUGCACUUUCACACAAGAAUUUAUGACUCCUAGUUAAAUUUAGUCCAUGAUUAGCGCAUACAUUAACUCAUCAUUGAUUCAUAAUAAACAAAUGUUUAGUUUACAUAUUAAUACAUCAUCAUUCAUGUACUAUUGUUGUAAAGCGUUAGCUAUAUUUUAUACAGACAAAUAUAGUGAUGAUUUAUUGUGGUUUAGGAAAUUGUGAAACAGCCGAAAAGCUGGCAACAGUCUUCGGAAUUGUAGCCAUUCAUGGGUUAAUGUCUGUGGUUUUUCGUGCCCCUCAAAAACCAUGGCAAGACUCUGCGAAAUUUCCAGUAUGUACACGUGAAAAGAGCUACCACUGAAGCCCACAAAUACCUGCGCAUGAUUGGCAUCUAUUUGUCAUAAAAACAGUUUUUUUCCCCAGUCUAAAUGAGCAUCCAUCUCUCUCACCGCAUUAUAGUGGCUUCGGUAUCAUUUUUAGGAUCUCUUUGGAAGGGUGGGGGCAAAACUACCCCUUUUACAAACAACUUGUGCAGUAAAAUGUGAAGUCAGUGGAAGACCUUACGCACUCGUAUUAAGAGCAAAACAGUGGUUUUGGCUUUCCCACACACGCUGGAAGCAUGGAUGUUAAACUGGAUUUGACCGUCCACGCUGUUGUUUUCAUCCUUCUGACGGCUGGAUGCGCGCACUUGGACGCGCGCUCGGUCCCACUUCAGAGGUCAAGGCGGCAAACCUCUACAGCAAAACCAGCACUGAAGGUGACAGAAUACCAUGUGAGAUGUUCAGUAGUGUCCCGCUAUGCUGUAACUACAGUGGAGAGCACCGUCUGGAACCAGCUCCACAUUGCUAAGGAAGCAGCCUUUGAGGUGGAUUUGUCCUCGUCUGCGUUCAUAUCCAACUUCACCAUCACAUCAAACCAUAAGGUGUAUGUGGCUCAGGUGAGGAGGAGGACUGAUGCCAGGAAGAUCUAUGACAAUGCUAAGAAGCAGGGGAAAACGGCAGGACUUGUUGCCACCAAGGAACGCGAGAUGGAGAAGUUUCGUGUGGCAGUCAACGUUCCUCCUGGUGCUCGCGUGUCCUUCUCUCUGUCGUAUGAGGAGCUGUUAUCGCGAAGACUUGGGCGUUAUGAGCUCUCUCUAGGUCUACGGCCAGGCCAACCUGUGCAAAACCUAUCCCUGGAGGUCAGCAUAUCCGAGAGGACAGGCAUCAGCUUUAUCAGAGCUUUGCCACUGCGAACUAGCCGACUGCUCUCCAACACCGUUCAAGCAGAUGCAGAAGCUCCUCCUUCAACUAAGGUCAAGCAGAAUGCUUACUGCGCUCAUGUGCGCUACACUCCCUCCAUACAGCAGCAGAGGAAUGUCUCCCCCAAGGGGCUCAGUGCAGACUUCAUCAUUCAGUAUGAUGUGGAGCUCAAAGACCCCAUGGGGGACAUCCAGGUGGAUGACGGCUACUUUGUUCACUAUUUUGCACCUCGAGGACUUCCUGUGGUUCCUAAAGACGUCAUCUUUGUCAUUGACAUUAGCGGCUCAAUGAUUGGGACAAAAAUCAAGCAGACUAAAGCGGCCAUGGUCAGCAUACUAAGUGACCUACGCGAAGGAGAUUACUUCAAUCUCAUCACUUUCUCAGAUGAUGUCCACACCUGGAAGAAAGACAGAACUGUCCGGGCCACACGGCAGAAUGUACGGGAUGCCAAGGAAUUUGUCAGGAAGAUAAUCGCAGCAGGAUGGACAAACAUCAACGCAGCUCUAUUAUCGGCAGCUAAACUGCUAAAUCCAUCCACACGUUCAUCUUCAUCCACUGGGCGUGCACCAUCUUCUCAACGUGUGCCUAUGAUCAUCUUUCUGACCGAUGGAGAAGCCACUAUUGGGGAGACGGAAACAGAUGUGAUUCUGCAUAAUGCACAGAAAUCUUUGGGUUUGGUGUCGUUAUUUGGCUUGGCCUUUGGAGAUGACGCUGAUUUUCCAAUGUUGAGGAGGCUGGCGCUGGAGAAUCGAGGUGUGGCUCGCAUGGUAUACGAGGAUGACGAUGCAGCUAUCCAGCUGAAAGGUUUCUAUGACGAAGUGGCCACUCCUCUGCUUUCAGAUAUCCAGCUGUCCUAUCUCGACGAUCAGGUGUAUGAUAUCACUCGCUCUCUGUUCCCCAACUACUUCCAGGGUUCUGAAUUAGUAGUCACAGGACGACUUAAACCAGGCGUACGGGAUCUGAAGAUUACACUGACAGCAAGCGAUUCAAAGCAAAAAGUGAAAGUGGAAAAUGAGCUACCAUUGGCCAAAGCACUUAUAAAUGGCACAGAUCCGGCUCUGGUUUGUGGGCAGGCACUGGAUGGCAUUCCUAGCUUUGUGCAUCGGCUCUGGGCUUACUUUACAAUCAAAGAGUUGCUGCUGGCUAAAAUGAACACCUCGGAUGUGACCAUACAGCGUCUUCUUGUAGAAAAAGCCACCAAUCUGUCACUGGAGAACAAUUUUGUAACACCAGUCACUUCGUUGGUUGUCAUUAAACCGGAUAUCGAUGAACCAGAACCGACUGUUAGCUCUUCAGUAAUAACUACUACUAGCAAGACUUCAGCUAGUACCACAGCAGGUUCUGCAAACAUGAGCAAUCAGACCUCUAAUGUUGCACCUAAAAUAUCUUCCACAUCUGCGAUGGGAACCAAAAAAUCCAAGCUGCUCUCACCACCAAAAACAAGCAAACCUCCUGUCACUAAAUCUGUUCAAGCACAUCCACCACUCUCAGGGCUCCACACCACAAAUCGACCACCUAACGCCUCUGUCUCUCUUAACAAAACAAUUCUUACUCUAUCCCCAAAGAAGACCACUACAGGACCACCUAAAACCACCACUACCAUACUGUCCACCAAGCCAUCCUCCUCUCCUCCUAGCACCAUCAAAACCACACAAACACACAUGCCACCUAGUACAUCGAAAACCUCUACUUCCUCUGCGCCAGUCAAAAUCACAACGCUAGCCACCCUAGUCAAAACUGCACCUUCUGCAGAGCAAGACUCUUCUUUAGACGUCAAAAACUCGACUAACUCAAGACUCGCAAUGCUUCAGCAAACUCAACAGACAUCAACCUCCACAGCAUCCACCACAGAGGCUGAUUCAGACAUUCAGGUUGAGCUGGAAGUGGCUACAUUGAUGGCUCCAAAUUUUCUGCCAAUGCCGGGAAUGACAGAUGCACCAAAACUGUGGGAAGCCGCUCGUUUUCUUGAUGUGUCUUCGUCCAUCCAGAUUCAGAGGAAAGAUAUUGAUAUUGAUCUUGUUCAAGAUUAUGAUACAGCACGUGACUAUGACUACAACAUCCACUAUGAGUCAUAUCCAGAUGCAGAAGUGUCUGACCCAAACAACCCACCCAGUUUAAGUUCGGUUAGAGUGUUCUCCUCAUCAGUGGAUGGAGACCCACAUUUCGUGAUUCAGCUCCCAAAGCAAGAUCAGCACUUGUGUUUUACCAUUGAUGGCAGGGCUGAUGAUGUCCUACGGCUACUUGAGGAUCCAGAAAAAGGCAUUAUUGUGGAUGGGCAUCUAAUUCUGGGACCUCCUAAGAAGGGGAUGGAGAAUCGUAAUCGUACCUUUUUUGACAGAAUUUCCAUCACUGCUGUCAAACAUACUGCUAUGAUCACGUUAACCUCGGUUUCGGUGGUAGUGGAAGUGGAAGGGAAUGAAAUGGAGAGGCUGCCAACCCAUCAGAGAGGAUCGGUGGAGCAACAUGGCUUGAGAAUCACAGUUGAAGAGCAUCACAGCUGUUGGAUUGAGCUCGAGGUCGGUGUUCGGUUCCUUAUUCUCUUCCAUCGUUAUAACCAUCCCGAAUACUUUCAGGUGGAGCACCUGGGCUUCUAUAUUGCAGAAGGAAUUGGACUUUCUCGACACACUCAAGGGCUGUUGGGACAGUUUCUACAUAGCCAUAUAGAGGUCACGAAGGGAAUGAAUCAGGUUGGUUUCCAUCAUGCACAAACAAAUAAGAACACUUCAUUGGCUUUCGGAUUGCUGAAGAAAGGAGACAAGCAUUUGCCAGUCACUCUGCAAAACACAAACCUGAAAGACUCUACCAAAAAGCGACACUUGUCUCAAUGUUGGGUUGUGCCAAAGGUGGAUGUAGAGAGACUCCUGGAACAGUCCUAUGAAAGCUAUGUGGUGGAUCGCCAAUAGAUAAUCCAUAUCUACACAUCUACAGAGGUACAACAAUUUAUAGAAAAGACUGUGUAAAAUCUUUGGGGAUAAAACAGACUAUGAAUAUCCAAACUGUGAUCAUUUGAAAGAUGUUUUCAAAAGGAAUGACUGAACCUAAUGCUUUGUUUAAAUGUUUGUGUAUGCUAACAUUCAAAGUCUUCUUUUCUUUUAAGAAAUUAAGUAUUACUCCGCAUGAAUGCCAGACUUGUAUCCAUAAAAAAGUCACCUCAUCCCAUUUAAACAAACAUUACUAAAGACUAGAGUAUUGGUGAAAACAAUAACAGUGUAAAGUGUUUUUAAAUAGAAAAUAGUUCUUUGUAAAUUGUAAUAUGAAGUUUGUAAAAUUAGUAAAGUGUAAUUUUGUUAAAUUGCGAUAGUAUUUCCAAAUAUCACUGUUAUUUUUUUGUUAAAUCAGCAUGACCUUGGUGAAACUUUGACUUUUUUCAAAAACAAAAAUAUAAACAUCCACAAACUUUUGAGUCGUGCAUAUCAUGCAGAUUGAUUUCAUAAUUUAUAUUGAAACACUUUUUUAAUAUUCUCCUUGGCAUAUAGAUAACGAUCACAAUAUUUUCUAGUUAUUACAUAUUUUAUUCUAGGCUUCCAGGUAGUUUUAAUAUAUUUGUUUAUAUACGGCUUAUAAUAUAAUAAAAUAAAUUAAUACAACAAGGAUUGUGUAAUUAUUAUUAGUUAAACAUUAUUAGUUAUGGCCAGGGUCAAACAGAAUCAGACAGACAUUUUUUUUCUAUUUCUGCACAGAAUUUUGUAAAAA